Messenger RNA from Paramecium tetraurelia, 1008 nucleotides. RefSeq lists its product as uncharacterized. The transcript is spliced from 5 exons. Gene Ontology annotation, molecular function: protein kinase activity; ATP binding. Gene Ontology annotation, biological process: protein phosphorylation. The record is from RefSeq and is a predicted model, not a curated record. NCBI's taxonomy places the organism in Eukaryota, Ciliophora, Oligohymenophorea, Peniculida, Parameciidae.
AUGGAUAGCAUAUACAAGACUGCUAAUAUUAAAGAUUUCUAUAAAUUAGAUAAAAUAUUGGGAGAGGGUAGUUAUGCAAUAGUGAGAAAGGCCAUUAGAAAAAGCGAUAACAUGGAAGUUGCUGUGAAAAUAAUAGACAAAGCAUCUCUAGAAAGCGAUGAUCAUUUGGCUAUCCAGAGUGAAGUGGAAAUAAUGAGUUAGAUUGAUCAUCCAAAUAUUGUUAAAGUCUUGGAAGUUUUUGAUGAUAAAUAGAAACUUUACAUUGUACUUGAAUUAAUGACAGGAGGUGAGCUUUUUGAUCGCAUAGUUGAAAAGGAAUUAUAUAAUGAAAAAGAGGCAGCUGAUGUCAUUCGACCAGUUGUGGAUGCCAUAAGAUAUUGUCACUCUAUGGGUGUUGUACAUAGAGAUCUUAAACCUGAGAAUAUUCUGUAUACAACCCCAGAUCCAGAUGCGACUGUUAAGAUCUCGGAUUUCGGAGUGGCCAAAGUUAUUUCUGAUGAAUUGAUGCUUACUGCCUGUGGAACUCCUGGUUAUGUCGCCCCGGAGAUUCUAACAGGCGUGGGAUAUGACAUGGCAGUCGACUAUUGGAGUAUUGGUGUAAUCCUUUAUGUGCUGUUGUGUGGCUAUCCUCCAUUUUACGAAGAGUCUAAUGAGAAGUUAUUCGAGUAGAUCAAAUCAGGCAAGAUAGACUUCUCAGGGGAAUAAUGGGAGAAAAUAUCUAAGGAAGCUAAAGAUCUAGUUGAGAAACUUCUGAAGGUUGAUCCCAAGCAAAGAUAUAAGGCUGAUUAGAUUUGCAAGCAUCCUUGGAUCACUGGAGAGAAGGCCUUGACUAAGGAUUUGUCUGAUGUGACUGAAAAACUUAGAGAAUUGAAUGCUCGUAGAAAAUUGAGACGUGCCCAAUUGAUGGUGUUGGCUACAACCAAACUUUAAAGACGUAUUCAAUAGCAUUAACAAAAAAAUUGAUUUGUUAAUUCAUUAAUGAACAUAUAUAUUGAUGUAUUUCAUCUA